AUGGGAUCUCCAAAGGAUCAUCUACCGCAUCCGCUCACAGAAGACCAUGUGCGCUCCCUCCUUGACACCUUAUUUUCCCCACCACCACAAGCCAUUGAGAAGCUUGAAGUUACAGCUACGUUCCACAGCAUCUUNUUCAUCAGUUAUACGGCGUCUAGUCUCGAGUCAUGGCUAGCAUCGAAGGACCUCUAUCAACAUAUGCCAGUCUCAAGCACGGAGUUGAUCUUGCGUAUUUCUGGCAAUCAUAUAUCGAGGAUCAAGACUGAAAACGAAGCAUCUGUGUUAUCGUGGCUGAACAAGGAUACAAGCAUACCAGUACCGCGAGUUGUGGCGUACGAUUCUUCCACCAACAAUUCGCUUGGCCAUGAGUUCAUCUUGAUGACCCGCGAGCCUGGGGAGAGCUUGGCGGAUGUAUACAGUUCUUUCACCUCGGAACAGAUGGACUACAUCUUGGACCAAUUGAUUGACUUGAAUGCUCAAUUGCACAAGCAUACAUGGUCUCAUAUCGGUGGUCUCUCCGAUGACUAUAAAGGCCACAUCAUCCCAGGACCAGUACUCGAAGAGACAUUCUGGUUUGAGCCAGACAUCAUCGCUCUGUGGCCGCCUGGCGAGACUUUCAGAUCUCUCAACAUCUCUGGGCCUUACCAUUCAUACACGGAAUACAUCUCCGCUCAUUUACUCAAGUACAAGCAUGCCAUUGAAGUCCAUUCAUCACUGGAGUUUAUGCGUGACAUCCUUCCACAGCUCGAUCGCUUCCUCGCCAUUAUAAGCUCGGAAUCAAUGCGGUCGAAACUCGACGACGUUCCUCUUCGCCUUGCCCAUAAGGAUCUACACUUUGCGAAUAUCCUCGUGAAUCCCAUCACCGCACAUAUAACCUCGAUCAUAGACUGGGAGUUUGCUGGUGUGGUUCCUUUCACUCGUUGGAACCCCAGUCGAGCCUUUCUCUGGAAUGCUCAAGACAACGAGACAUCCAUGACCGAGAAAACAGCUCUAAUGGAGAGAUAUGANAAGAUAGCGAGGGAAAGAGGAUUUGGGUAUUUGAUUGAUGAAGCAAAGUUUACGUCAGCAAAGCAGGAGAGCAUGCAGACAGCUGCGAACUUCUUGAGAGCAAUUGUGGAAGUGAGUCCGAGAGGGCAGGCGNNGAAAAAAAGUGUCAUGGGUUGGAAGGAUACUGCUGUGAAGGCCAUGGCGGAUCUUGAUGCUUGA
Molecule: messenger RNA, 1206 nt
Organism: Aureobasidium musti
Lineage: Eukaryota; Fungi; Ascomycota; Dothideomycetes; Dothideales; Saccotheciaceae
Source: the annotation of a GenBank genome assembly